This is a messenger RNA of Cyprinodon tularosa, 3977 nucleotides long. Its product is annotated as sarcoplasmic/endoplasmic reticulum calcium ATPase 3-like. The record is from RefSeq and is a predicted model, not a curated record. NCBI's taxonomy places the organism in Eukaryota, Metazoa, Chordata, Actinopteri, Cyprinodontiformes, Cyprinodontidae. Bases 52 to 2691 code for a protein of 879 amino acids. The transcript has 17 exons. Gene Ontology annotation, biological process: intracellular calcium ion homeostasis; calcium ion transmembrane transport. Gene Ontology annotation, molecular function: ATP binding; ATP hydrolysis activity; P-type calcium transporter activity. Gene Ontology annotation, cellular component: membrane.
GAGCGCAAUGCAGAGAGCGCCAUCGAGGCUCUGAAGGAGUACGAGCCGGAGAUGGGGAAGGUGUAUCGCAUGGAUCGCAAGGCUGUCCAGAGGAUCAAAGCCAGAGACAUUGUCCCAGGGGACAUAGUGGAGGUGGCAGUUGGCGAUAAGGUGCCUGCUGACAUCAGAGUGACCUCGAUAAAGUCCACUACCCUACGAGUGGACCAGUCCAUCCUUACAGGGGAGUCUGUCUCCGUCAUCAAACACUCUGACCCUGUUCCUGACCCCAGAGCUGUGAAUCAAGACAAAAAGAACAUGCUGUUUUCUGGCACCAACAUCGCCUCAGGCCGUGCCAUUGGCGUUGUUGUAGCUACGGGCGUCAGAACGGAGAUCGGCAAGAUCAGAAACCAGAUGGCAUCCACAGAGCAGGAGAAGACACCGUUACAGCAGAAGCUGGACGAGUUCAGCCAGCAGCUCUCCAAAGUCAUCUCCCUGAUCUGCGUCGCUGUGUGGGUCAUCAAUAUCGGCCACUUCGGAGACCCCGUCCAUGGCGGAUCCUGGGUCAGGGGUGCAAUUUAUUACUUCAAAAUUGCUGUCGCUUUGGCCGUGGCCGCCAUUCCCGAGGGCCUACCUGCGGUCAUUACCACUUGUCUGGCUCUGGGCACGCGCCGCAUGGCCAAGAAGAAUGCGAUCGUCCGAAGCCUGCCGUCAGUGGAAACCCUCGGCUGCACGUCUGUUAUCUGCUCUGACAAGACGGGGACCCUCACCACCAACCAGAUGUCUGUCUGCAGAAUGUUCAUCGCAGACAAAGUGGAGGGUUCAAGCUGCUCUCUGCACGAGUUCUCCAUCACUGGUUCUACAUAUGCCCCUGAGGGACAAAUACAUAAAGAAAACAAACCCAUCCAGUGUGGGGACUACGACGGCCUGCUGGAGCUGGCCACUGUGUGCUCCAUGUGCAACGACUCCUCAUUGGACUACAAUGAGAGCAAAGGGGUAUAUGAGAAGGUGGGAGAGGCAACAGAGACGGCUCUCACCACCCUGGUGGAGAAGAUGAACGUGUUUAAGACCGACCUGUCGGAUCUCAGCAAGGUGGAACGGGCCGGCGCCUGCAACUCGGUGAUCAGGCAGCUGAUGAAGAAGGAGUUCACUCUGGAGUUUUCCCGCGACCGCAAGUCCAUGUCCGUCUAUUGCAAUCCCGUCAAAGCAGGUGGCCAGAGCAAGAUGUUUGUGAAGGGCGCGCCUGAAAGCGUGAUGGAGAGAUGCGACCACCUGCGUGUGGGAACUGCAAAGGUUGCUAUGACACCAGCCUUGCGUGAGCAGCUGAUGUGUAAGAUAAGGGAAUGGGGGACAGGCAAGGACACCCUUCGCUGCCUCGCUCUGGCAACCCACGACAACCCGCCACGCAAAGAGAACAUGGACCUGGAGAACUCCAGCAAGUUUGUCCAAUAUGAGAUGGGCCUGACAUUCGUCGGCUGCGUGGGCAUGCUGGACCCGCCCAGGAAGGAGGUGAUCGGCUCAGUGAAGCUGUGCAACGAGGCUGGCAUCCGGGUCAUCAUGAUCACCGGGGACAACAAAGGCACGGCUGUGGCGAUCUGCAGGCGCAUUGGCAUCUUCGGAGAGGACGAGGACGUGACGGGGAAGGCCUACACGGGCCGCGAGUUCGACGACCUCUCACCAGAUGAGCAGAGGGAGGCUGUCAAACGCGCCCGCUGCUUCGCCCGCGUGGAGCCGGCACACAAGUCCAAAAUAGUCGGAUACCUGCAGUCAUUUGAUGAGAUCACAGCGAUGACAGGAGACGGCGUGAACGACGCCCCCGCCCUGAAGAAGGCGGAGAUUGGCAUCGCCAUGGGAUCCGGGACGGCAGUAGCCAAGUCGGCAUCUGAGAUGGUGCUGUCGGAUGAUAACUUCUCCACCAUCGUGGCCGCCGUGGAGGAAGGCAGAGCUAUUUACAACAACAUGAAGCAAUUCAUCAGAUACCUCAUCUCCUCCAACGUCGGGGAAGUGGUGUGCAUCUUCCUGACGGCCAUCCUGGGCCUCCCAGAGGCGCUGAUCCCAGUCCAGCUGCUGUGGGUCAAUCUGGUGACUGACGGGCUUCCUGCCACCGCCCUGGGCUUUAACCCCCCAGACCUGGACAUCAUGGACAAACCGCCGCGUAACCCCAAGGAGCCACUGAUCUCUGGCUGGCUGUUCUUCAGAUACCUCGCCAUUGGAGGUUAUGUGGGGCUUGGAACAGUGAGCGCAGCCACAUGGUGGUACCUUUUUGAUGAAGAGGGUCCGCAGGUGACUUUCUACCAGCUGCGGCACUUCAUGCAGUGCACAGAGGACAACCCCAUGUUCAAGGACAUCGACUGCGAGGUGUUUGAAUCCCGCUACCCAACCACCAUGGCGCUGUCGGUGCUGGUCACUAUCGAGAUGUUUAACGCCCUCAACAGUUUGUCUGAGAACCAGUCUCUGGUCAGGAUGCCUCCCUGGGUCAAUAUUUGGCUGCUGGGAGCCAUCAUCCUCUCUCUUUCCCUCCACUUCCUGAUCCUGUACGUGGAGCCUCUGCCGUUGAUCUUCCAGGUGACCCCCCUGCACUGGUCCCAGUGGAUCGUGGUCCUAAAGAUUUCCAUCCCAGUGAUCCUCUUGGAUGAGGCACUGAAAUAUCUUUCCAGGAACCAUUUAGAAGAUGAUGAGGAGAAGAAAUAUCGGCGGAGAUGGCAGCUGAAUUAAGACCGCUCCUUUGUCGCAUCCGCAUAGUUACACACACGCACACACACAGCUACAGCCUCCCUCUUUAUGAGCUAGGAAGAUCCCCCCCACACACACACACACCCUCGAUUCCCCCCCUCCCCGGCCCUUGUUGUCAAUCCCGCAUGUCCGCCGCGGCACCACUUACAAAAACCCCCAAAAAGGAGGAAAACUUGGAAUAGAGUGUGUUGAGUCCCUGGGAGCAUGGCUUUGUGUGAGUGUGUCUGAUUCGUGUUUGCAGAUGAUCGACUUUCUUUCAGCUGCAAUGAAAAAAAAAAACAAGAGGAUAAAACAGCCUCUGGCUUCUUUAAACCAUUUCUGCUCAUUUGCUCUUUCUCUCUUUGUUCCUCUACACAGUAGGAAGAUAGUGGUAAAGAAACGGACUCGGGGAGGGAAGGGGUUUGGAAAAUGAGGGGGGGUGUAAUUCCAUGCAGAGCCUCAAAGAGAGGCGGAGAAGAGAUGAUAAAGAUGAAAGCAAUAGAGCAAGGAUGCAGAAGAUGAGGAGAGGCGGACCUGGAGGCUGAGUGUGUGUGGGAGAGCCACUGUGUCCAUGUCCCAGAGCCACCGCCGCCCACACGGUCUCAUCAGAACAACUUCCAGUUCCUCCUCGCCAUCUUUGUUUCCCUGCAAGCAAACUCUGAUGAGGGUCACGCUUCUCGGGAUCUCUGCUUUGCUGUGCCCUUAUUUAGCAGGCUUGAAAUGUCUGUGUUUUUGUUUUUUUGGGAGGGGUGAAUAGCUUUAUGUUUCUUAGCUGCUUAUAUUAGCUCUCGGAUUGGAGGAGCUGAGGUCAGCCGGGCUCAAAACUAACAGAAAUGUUCUUUGUUUCUCAUUGAUUAUAAUUAAAGCCCUCAUUGUUGUUCUGAGAUGGAAAAAAAUUAAAUGUCAACAUUUAGUAGGUUAUUCUACUGGGCUUAUUUAGCCCAACUGACUAUCUAAAAGCUUUAUUUCAAUAUAGAGAUGCACCGACCAGAUUUUCCCUGUUUUUUUUGGUUUGCUUGUUCUUAGACCUGCUAAAAUCAAAUUUUUUCACUUCCAAAAUUUCCUCAACAAUAUUUCUUCUUUGUAUCCUUCCUGUGGGAGAGAUAACAUGACGGCAGCGAGAGAAGCUACUGUAAAACAGGUAGAAUUAAAAACCAAUCACAUCCCUGUAAUUUCAUAUUUUGUUAACAUGGCUUGCUUGCAUUUAUUUUACAGACUGUAGAGCCUCAGGUGAGAUUUUCAAGCAAAAAUUUAAAAAAGAGCAAAAAAAAAAAAAAAAAAAAAAAAAA